AUGCGGAAAUUAGGGUUUAGGGCUUAUUACAUCCGUCAUGCCCACCCGCUAAGCGAAACACCCUUCAAAUCUUGGACCUUCUCGACGACGAAGCAGAGGACUGCGAGACAACAGCAGGUAAAUCCGCAACCAGUAAGUCAAAUCAUCCUCGAAACCGAGACUUUGCGUUUCGCAACAUGUUUACUGACAUUUUCGUACCCUUUUUACAGUGCAGAUGUAGGUCAACCUCCAAAUCAACCCUCGCCACCCCAUCUCGAAUGUCCGAACGUCCGAACGUCGACCUUCGUCAAGACCCUCACCGGCAAGACUAUCACCCUUGAGGUGGAGUCGAGCGAUACGAUCGACAAUGUCAAGAGCAAGAUCCAGGACAAGGAGGGCAUUCCUCCAGACCAGCAGCGAUUGAUUUUCGCCGGAAAGCAGCUAGAGGACGGCCGUACCCUCAGCGACUAUAACAUCCAGAAGGAAUCCACCCUUCACCUCGUCCUCCGUCUCCGUGGCGGUAUCAUCGAGCCUUCCCUCAAGGCUUUGGCCAGCAAGUACAACUGCGAGAAGAUGAUCUGCCGAAAGUGCUAUGCCCGUCUUCCCCCGCGUGCCACCAACUGCAGAAAGAAGAAGUGCGGACACACCAACCAACUCCGACCAAAGAAGAAGUUGAAGUAA
Coccidioides posadasii C735 delta SOWgp is the source of this 660-nucleotide messenger RNA. NCBI's taxonomy places the organism in Eukaryota, Fungi, Ascomycota, Eurotiomycetes, Onygenales, Onygenaceae. The record is from RefSeq and is a predicted model, not a curated record.